Molecule: messenger RNA, 2485 nt
Organism: Rubroshorea leprosula
Lineage: Eukaryota; Viridiplantae; Streptophyta; Magnoliopsida; Malvales; Dipterocarpaceae
Source: the annotation of a GenBank genome assembly
CCGUCAUUGGUGGUGACUGCGGUGGGUUGUUAAUCUUGUCGUCGUGUUCAGCCACAUUGUCAUUUGUCCCCAUAAGCUUCCGCUCAUAAUGGCUCGUCAAUUCCUUGCCGACUCCAGCAAUCCACCCCCGAACUCCACCGCUGUCGCCAUCGACAAAGAUAAGAACAGCCCGUAUGCUGUCCGUUGGGCCAUCGAUCAUCUUGUGAUCAACAAUCCAUUCAUCAUCUUGAUUCAUGUCAGGAAACACCAUGAUGGGGAUUCCGAUUCUGAGUUCAAUAGUUUUUUCGUUCCGUUUCGUGGGUAUUGUGCUCGAAAAGGGGUUCAAUUCAAGGAGGUAAUCAUUGAUGAAAGUGAUGUUGUUAAGGGACUUGUGAAUUACCUAAACAAAAAUUUAAUCAGCAACAUAGUUGUUGGAGGAACAGCUAGGAAUGCACUUGCAAGAAAAUUCAAAAACAAUGAUAUAUCAAGCAGCUUGCUUAAAGCUGUGCCAGAUUUUUGUUCUGUUUAUGUGAUCUCAAAAGGGAAGGUACAGACGGUGAGGACAGCACAACGACCAAUUUCCAACACUGCUGCUCCACCGAAGGUACCAUCUCCGGUUGUCCCACUUCAAACUGCGUCUGAUCAGGGGGAAGAUGAUGAAUCCAAAGGACAGGCUAGGAGGGGAAAAACGAGAAAUCCAGGAUCAGGGAGAACUUCCUUGGAUGGUGUCACAAGAGGACUUGAAAAACACAAACCAGUUCCGAACAAUCUAUCCGUAGAUAGUAUUGAUUACUCUGUACGAGGGGCUUCAACUGGCCGGGAAAGUAUUCCUGAUGAUUUGGAUUUUCAAAUUGGAUCGAAGUCUAUUGAUAUUUCAUCAACGAAUUUAGAUUUGUCAAGUGCUCCUAGUUCUCCCAAGGGGUCGGCUCCACAAAGUGCACAAGAAUUAGAGGCUGAGAUGAGGAGAUUAAAGCUUGAACUUAAACAAACCAUGGACAUGUACAGCUCAGCUUGCAAGGAAGCUCUCACAGCUAAAAAAAGGGCUAGUGAGCUUCACCAGUGGAAGAUGGACGAGGUGCGUAGGAUUGAGGAGGCAAGAUUAGCUGAGGAGGCAGCUCUUUCCAUUGUGGAGAUGGAGAAGGCUAAGGCUAAAGCUGCCAUUGAAGCUGCUGCAGCAGCGCAGAGGCUAGCAGAGUUGGAAGCACAGAGGAGAAAACAGGCAGAGAUGAAAGCCAAGAAAGAGACAGAAGAGAAGAAUCGUGCUUUGAAUGCAUUGGCACAUAAUGAUGUUCGGUAUAGGAAAUACACUAUAGAAGAGAUUGAAGAAGCCACUGAAAAUUUUGCGCCGAAGAAUAAAAUUGGUGAAGGUGGUUAUGGACCUGUUUAUAAAGGCACUCUUGAUCACACUCCGGUUGCUAUAAAAGUGUUAAGGCCAGAUGCUGCCCAAGGAAUGAAGCAAUUCCAACAAGAGGUUGAGAUUCUCAGCUGCAUUAGACAUCCAAACCUGGUGCUCCUCCUAGGUGCAUGCCCUGAGUAUGGAUGCUUGGUAUAUGAAUACAUGAGCCAUGGUAGCUUAGAAGAUAGGCUAUUUCAAAGAGGUAAAACUCAUCCAAUUUCAUGGAGGAAAAGAUUUAAAAUAGCUUCUGAAAUUGCAACUGCCCUUUUGUUCCUUCACCAAUCAAAGCCUGAACCACUUGUGCACCGUGACCUCAAGCCAGCUAACAUCCUUUUAGACCGAAAUUAUGUGAGCAAAAUCAGUGAUGUUGGCCUAGCACGGUUAGUCCCACCUUCCAUAGUCGAUAGUGUCACACAAUAUCACAUGACUUCAGCGGCAGGAACAUUUUGUUACAUAGAUCCUGAGUAUCAGCAGACAGGCAUGUUAACUACCAAAUCAGACAUAUACUCCUUGGGAAUAAUGCUGCUUCAGAUCAUUACAGCCAAAUCUCCUAUGGGUCUUGCUCACCAUGUUGGAAAGGCUAUUGAAAAGGGAACUUUUGUAGAGAUGCUUGAUCCGGCUGUUCCAGAUUGGCCUGUUGAAGAGGCCCUAGCAUUUGCCAAAUUGUCACUGCAGUGUGCAGAGCUGAGAAAAAAGGACAGACCAGAUCUUGGCACUAUUAUAGUGCCAGAACUUAACAGACUAAGAGACCUUGGAAUGCGCCCUGAAUUAUCACUUGUCAGCACUGGCAACAGUAGUCAUAGCCACAACCGACUGCCACGUUCUUUAGCAACAACUUCAAGUCUACAAAGUUUGCACCCAAGGAUAUCAUCAAGUAGUCAGGAAUCAACGAGCAAGUGUGCAAAAUUGGAAGUUGAAAAUGUGUCCAUCUCAAAAGAUGAGAAUGAAGUUCAAGACUGACUUUGGGUUAGGGGGGUGGUCCAGUGUAUUCCCUAGGGAAAAAUGCCUUGUUUGACGCUAAAACACGUUAUGCUUUUGCUUGUAAACAAGGCAGAGAUUGAAUGAUUUUUGCAAUUGUUCAUAUAAUUUCAAUACAAUGUACAUCGACAA